This is a messenger RNA of Cucumis sativus (cucumber), 1375 nucleotides long. RefSeq lists its product as uncharacterized. The record is from RefSeq and is a predicted model, not a curated record. The coding region runs from base 150 to 1283 and encodes 377 amino acids. The transcript is spliced from 2 exons. Lineage: Eukaryota; Viridiplantae; Streptophyta; Magnoliopsida; Cucurbitales; Cucurbitaceae.
CGAAGUGAAUUAAUGGGAUCAUCAUCUUCUCCAAUUCUUCUAGUUUUAACAGUGUGAGCGACAAACUUUAUCUUCUCAAAUCCUCUUCUCCACUUUGCUAAAUCUUUCUUUACCUCACAACCCAGAAUCCAAAAACUCCAGCAGAAGCCAUGGACAGGCUUCUGUAUUCUCCUUCUCCAACCCCUUUAAAACCCCAUCUCAACCGUCUUCCUCAUCUUCCUCGACUCCCUCGCAUUGACCCAUCAAAGCUCCAUUUCCCUUCAUCGACUCGUUCCGAGUUUGCUGGAGUUCAUUCGUUCUCUUCCAGAAACGAAAACCCAAUUCUAUCUUCUUCUUCUCUCCCUAUUUCUUCCAACACUUUGCUAUCUCUGAAUGAUUCUCGAGAUGGGUCGGUGCCAAAACCUCAGUUUCAUCAGCAGAUUGAAGAUUUUCCUUCAGGUGAACGAAAGGCAAAAAUUACCAAGACAUUUAUGGCACUCUGUGUUGCUAUUCUGGUCUUGAUCCAACCAGUUUUUGCACCUUCAGCUUUUGCGUACUCUGCAGCUACAACUGGGGGUCCAUCAGCUGCCACCUUCGGAGGAAGAUUUUUCCGAUCUGAACUAUUGAGCAGUGCUUGGACUGGUUUCUUUGCUGGAUGUUUACACACAUUAUCUGGGCCGGACCAUCUUGCUGCUUUGGCUCCCCUUUCCAUUGGGCGUACUCGCAUGGAAAGUGCUGCUGUUGGAGCUCUUUGGGGCUGUGGCCAUGAUGCAGGCCAAGUUAUCUUCGGCCUCAUAUUUCUUCUAUUGAAAGAUCGGCUUCAUAUCGAAAUUAUUCGUACUUGGGGCACAAGAGUCGUCGGUAUUACUCUGCUUGUAAUCGGUGCCUUGGGUAUUAGGGAGGCUACGGAGGUUCCUACUCCUUGCGUUGCCUUAGACAAUGGUGAGGGUGAUGUUAGUAUUUAUGAAGCAUUAGAGAAUCCAUCUGAAGGCAAGAAGAAGAUAGGUUUUGCAACUUUCGCGACAGGUAUUGUCCACGGGCUACAACCAGAUGCUUUGAUGAUGAUAUUACCCGCACUCGCACUCCCAUCUCGAGUGGCUGGAGCUGCAUUUCUUGUGAUGUUUUUGGUAGGUACUGUAGUUGCAAUGGGAAGUUAUACAGUGUUCAUAGGUUCUUGUACUCAAGCAUUAAAGGAGAGAGUGCCCAGGAUUACAGAGAAGCUCACCUGGGCUGCUUCCUCUAUAGCAAUUGCUCUUGGAUUUGCCAUUCUUAUCAGUCAGUAUUUUGGGUUUAGCCUCUACUAAUUUUCAUCAUUUUGACAGUUUUCUUGCUUCAUUGUCAUUGUUAGAAGAAUAUGCUAGUAAUAAAAGGUUUGUUUAUUAUGCUUGUAGCAAAA